UCAAGGCCCCCCCUCCCCCAUCAUGCCUCAACCUGUGUCGCCUCGGGGCAGCAUCGCAGGACUGGUGUCGACGGGGCUCUUCUCUCCUGUGGCUAAUCCGUUCGGCUCGGAUGGGAGUGCCCGGUACCAGCCCGAGGGUUCCAGCAAUGCCACGUACGCCGGAGGCAGCACGCCGGGCGGGACAAGGCCCGACUCCCUCUUUGACCCUUUCCACAUCCGGCUGCAGCCUGACGGCUCUCGCCACACUGGCCUCGAAGAACGGACUGUGGGCCGGCCGCACCAGCCGCUCUCCUUGGAGAUCAGCAGGGUGCAGCCGGAGGGCUCCGGCGGGGCCCAGGGCUUCAGCACCCCGACCUUGCGUUCCCCAGUAGAACUGCGUCCGUUGUCCCCAGCAUCGGGCAGCUCCUCCUCCCUUUCCAACAUGUCUCCCUCCAUGAAGCUCAGCCAGUCGCCCAACAGGGGCCUGUUGCCGGACCUUUGCGCCUUGGACCCCAUGACUUCGGGCAUCCUGGCUGCGGUGGAGCUGAAGGACACGCUCCCGAAGGCCGAAUCCAGCGACCACAUCUGCCUGAGCCGCCCUGGCUCGUCCCACCGGCCCAUCUCCCUCCCCAAAGCCGUUUCCAGCGAGUACCUCUCCAGCGGAAGGGUCUGCCCUUCCAAGUCCUCCAUGCUCUCCAAGGCCGAGUCCGAGGAGGUCAUCUCGUACACCCGGGUCAAGCACUCCCCCAAGUCCCACGACCUGGGCCACGUGAACUCCAAAGAGAGCAUUCUGACAAGACUCAGCAAGUCCCACAGCCAGCAGGACUGCACGUUUCGCAUCACUGUGAUCACCUGGAACGUCGGCACGGCCAUGCCUCCCAGCGAUGUGACGUCCCUCCUGCACCUCAACACGGGGGACUCCAAUGAUGCGGACAUGAUCGCUAUUGGGCUGCAGGAGGUGAACUCCAUGAUCAACAAGAGACUAAAAGAUGCCCUUUUCACCGACCAGUGGAGUGAACUUUUCAUGGAGGUGCUGAGCCCCUUUAAUUUUGUCCUGGGCAACAAGGGCGGGGUGAGCGUGCGCCUCUCCAUCUUCGGGCACAUGGUGUGCUUCCUGAACUGCCACCUGCCGGCGCACAUGGAGAAGGCCGAGCAGCGCCGGGAGGACUUCACCACCAUCCUCCACUUACAACAGUUCGAGGGGCCGUCGGCCAGUGGGAUCCUGGAUCACGAUCUUGUCUUUUGGCUCGGGGAUCUCAACUUCCGAAUCGAGAGCCUCGACAUCCGCUUCGUGAAGUACGCCAUUGACAACAACAUCCUCCACCAGCUCUGGGAGAAGGACCAGUUGAACAUUGCUAAGAGCACAUGGCCCAUCCUGAAAGGUUUCCAAGAGGGAUCCCUGAACUUUCCUCCAACCUUCAAGUUUGAUGUGGGAACCAACAUGUACGACACCAGUGCUAAGAAGCGGAAGCCGGCUUGGACGGACCGUAUCCUGUGGAAGAUUAAAGGCCCUGGCAUCCCGACACAUCCCGGGAGGUCCGGCUGUGGUGUCCUGGCUGUAACCCAGCUUUGCUAUUGCAGCCAUAUGGAGUACACCGUGAGCGACCACAAACCUGUGGUCUCCAUCUUUGCUGUGCAGUUUGCUUCCAGAGCUGACGUGCCCCUGGUGGAACUCCAAGUGGCUGAUGAGUGGACGAAAGUGGAGCAAGCUGUCGUCAGGUACAAGAUCUCUUCGACUUAUCACCGCAGCUCCUGGGACUGGAUCGCCCUUUACCGGGUGGGCUUCCGGCACUACAAAGACUACGUUGCGUACGUGUGGGCAAAGCAAGAAGACACAGAAAGCAACACCUACCAGUUAAUGUUUCCGGAGGAGUCUCUGCCCAAAGGGAAAGGCGAAUACAUCCUGGGUUACUACAGCAACAACUACAGCUGUAUGGUGGGGGUGACAGAACCCUUCCAGAUUUCGCUGCCCUCCUUGGACCGCCUCACCAGCCCCGUGGACAGCUCCAGCAGCACCUCCGAAGAGGAGGACGACAGCACGCUGGUGCUGCUGGGCCCCAAGUCCCGCAGCCCAAGCCCGGGCAAGAUGACGCGCCACCGCAGCCGCAGCCCCAGCCUGGCCAUGUUCCAGGAGCUGAUCCUGCGCUCGUCCAGCCGGGACCAGGGCGCCAGCCGCAGCCCCUCGCCCCAGGGCCGCCGCGGCAGCAGCACCACCGUCCACAAGGGCGAGAUCCCCAGCAUCCAGUUCCCCAAGGACAGCCCCCGGCAGCGCUCCAAGUCGCGGGAGCCGGCAGCCAGCACAGAGAGUGGCGGCGGCGGCGGCAGCAGCAGUGGGCCCCGGCUCCAGGUGGCGCGGGCCGAUCCCCGCAGUCUGGGCCUGCUGCCGGCCGUGCGCUUGGAGACCAUCGAUCAAGUCAUGAGCCGACGGGAGAGCUCGGACCAGGGCCUGCCUCCACGCAGGAUGAGUCCCACGAGCCCUACAGCUGGGCUUAGCGCCCUCUUCGGUACCUCCCCCCAGGAGGGGGCACCCCCGGACCCCCAAGGUCCCAACAGCCACAGCCGCGACGCGGGACACUGAGGGAGCGGAACCAGCCGUCGUGAGACCACGCUCGAGCUGUCCCCUGUAGCUUGCAGUGUCAACUC
Elgaria multicarinata webbii is the source of this 2622-nucleotide messenger RNA. RefSeq names its product inositol polyphosphate-5-phosphatase J (gene INPP5J). Gene Ontology annotation, biological process: phosphatidylinositol dephosphorylation; negative regulation of peptidyl-serine phosphorylation. Gene Ontology annotation, molecular function: phosphatidylinositol-3,4,5-trisphosphate 5-phosphatase activity; phosphatidylinositol-4,5-bisphosphate 5-phosphatase activity. Gene Ontology annotation, cellular component: ruffle; cytoplasm; plasma membrane. The transcript is spliced from 11 exons. The coding region runs from base 23 to 2557 and encodes 844 amino acids. The record is from RefSeq and is a predicted model, not a curated record. NCBI's taxonomy places the organism in Eukaryota, Metazoa, Chordata, Lepidosauria, Squamata, Anguidae.